This is a messenger RNA of Notolabrus celidotus (New Zealand spotty), 1847 nucleotides long. RefSeq names its product general transcription factor IIIC, polypeptide 5 (gene gtf3c5). The record is from RefSeq and is a predicted model, not a curated record. Gene Ontology annotation, cellular component: transcription factor TFIIIC complex. NCBI's taxonomy places the organism in Eukaryota, Metazoa, Chordata, Actinopteri, Labriformes, Labridae. Gene Ontology annotation, biological process: transcription initiation at RNA polymerase III promoter.
UCCAACGUGUUGUCUAGCGUUUCCACACGACGUUAUUUUGCAGACGGACACAUUUCCGCAGUGAGAGCAGUUUGAGCGGCUAAGCUUUCAUUCUGUUUCUCUCGCUCUUGCUUCUUUAAAUGAACAGAAUGUCGGAUUCCCGGGACAUGAAGCUGGACUUCUCCCUGAAGGAGCUGACUCUGUCCUCUCAGGAUGAAGGUCUGCCCGGCUCCUCUUCCUCGGUGGAUCUGCUGGACAACAGACUGGUGUGUGUGGAGUAUCCGGCCGUGUUCACCAAUGUGGACAAGAUGCUGGAGACUCUGGGAGGUGAACAGACUGUGUCUAAAAUGGUUCCAGAGUGUCAGACCCCUCACUACGUUCAACAACCCAACAGACGUCUGAGCUGCGUUACAGACCCGAAGGACCCUUUCUGUCACUCUCUGUGUGGAAACCGCUUCCCAUCGAGCAACCUGCUCCUCAGAGUGCGGAGGCGGGUGCGAAAAAAGGACCCAAAGGAUGCAGAGAUCCAAAUGGAUAUGCUCGGAGUCAUCGGGACAACGUACAAAUUCCAGGGGUUUGCAGACUUCCAGUGCCUCGCCGUGCAUUCAGAAGAUGGAAAAAACACGUCUUUGUAUGAAAAAAUCAUCCUCCGCAAGUCAGAGAACCAAGAGUUCUUUGAGAAGCCCAUGCCCUACUUCCUUCCACCCAUCUUCUCACGUCUGGACACUCCUGUGGAUUAUUACUACCGGCCGGAUAUCUUUCAGAAGUGAGUCCAGAUGCCCUUGAAAGAGUCGAAAUUUAUUGGUUUGAAUCGCAAUCGUCGGCCCCACAAUGCAAUUUUUGUGAGUUACGCUGAUCCCACUGUACCCACGGAGAGUCUGGAGGGAGCCAGGACCAACUGGGCGCGAGUCUGCGUGAAGGACAGCGACAAACUGGCAGAACAACAAAUGAUUCAAAUGUUUGAGAGCCGGCCCAUCUGGUCCCGGAACGCAGUCAAGGCCAACAUCAACGUCCAUCCUGAGAAAAUGAAACUGCUGCUGCCCGUCUGCGCCUACUACAUGGUGACGGGGCCCUGGAGAAGUCUGUGGGUGAGGUUGGGCUACGAUCCCAGGAAGUGCAGGGAGGCCAAGAAAUACCAACUACUGGACUUCAGGAUCCGCUGUAGUGACAAGCACGGGUAUUCAUCAUCUGACAUGCCAGUUAAAGCCAAGAGGAGUGCCCUCAACUACAGCCUGCCUAUAACGUUCAACAAAGCAGGUCCUCAGGUAGCAAGUGUGAUGGAAAUCCCAGCUCAUGAGGGUCCAAGCACGAGUCGGGAUCCUGCACGGAUCACUUACCAGAUGAAGGAGUCUUCUUAUGUUUUCAGAGAGGGCAUGCUGCCUCCUCACAGACAGAUGUUUUACCAGCUCUGUGAUCUGGAGGUGGAAAGUCUCAAACAGGUGAUCGAGCAGAAAGGUAAAGAGGAGGUGUGUGACGAGCGGGACGGCUGGUGUGUCGUUGGCACCACCGACAAGCUGAGGGACUUGAUCUCCGCCAUGAUCAAGAAGAUCAUCCGAGCCAAGAAACCCUCGGUGCCUGAAUACCCCAAGAAACGCAGACGAGUGGGCCUCAACAGGAAACCUGACAUGGAUUCAGAAGAAAAAGAGAUGCAGGACGAAGAGAACAAGGAUGAUGAAGAUGAAGAUGAUGACGAUGAUUUCCAGCCGUCUGAGGGCGAGAAUGAAAUGGAAACAGAAAUGCUGGACUACAUCUAACAUGAAGCCUCAAUAUUGGUACCAUGAAUCAUGACGUCAUAUUUGUAUUUUUGUCAUAGGUGAUAUGUUGAAUAAUUUAAAGUAAAAUGUUAAUAAAAUGGAAGAAUUUCUAGA